UACAAGUCUCAAAGCCAGCUAUGCAGUGACCUCGAUAACAAGCCGCUCAUGAUACCGAGGCUAGUACAAGAGCAAGACGUUUUAAACUGAUAGACACUAAAAACUAGGCUUGAAGCAGUCUGCAAGAGAAGUUUGAAUUAGUGACCUUAAUUAGCUAAGUCAAGUGGUUCCAGCCUCCUCUGGGGCUACUGGUGCAAGUGAGGUGAUUCACAUCACCUGAUCCCGUCAGUCAUUUUGCACAUGCGCACAACGUAUGUCAAGUAUUCAGCUUCUAACCUCCAGUCUCCAGCCAGAAAGAAGCAUUUAUAUUAGUCAUGUCUGAGUCACAUUUGAUCUAUCCUAACUUAGCAGCAUUGAGCAAAUUCGACAGAGACCUCAACUACACUGGCAUUAUCAGUGAAGGCUGGGAUGACCCUCUCAACCUGGUUCCAGUGGUACUGCUAGUGCUCUGCCUCUACUGUGGGCUGCCCUCAGGGUUCCAGUCAAUAUGGGCUCUGUCUAAUGCUGUCAUAUUCCACCCUAUGGACUACAUUGUAGGAGCCCUUGGACGUGGCCCCAACUAUCUGACUGAUGAAUAUGCCAUCAUGGACACUCGGUACUGGCCCUUAGAUGACCCCACUGUCACCUGGAUCUCCAACGUGGAGUUCGUCGUUAUGCUGCCUCUCUGUUUUUUCUGGUACAAAGGCUGUGUGCAGGGGAAGUGGUACCGACAUGUGUGUGGUCUCCUGGUAUCUGGCUUCCAGAUGAUGGGAUGCAUUCUCUACUUGGGCCCUGAGUGGCAAAUGGGGUUCAUUCACCUACCAACACAUGAUUUCAUUUGGCCCCCCACAUUCGAUAGUUACAUCAAGCUCAAGUAUUUCUGGGCCAUCUUUGUGGGCUGUAACCUGGUGUGGCUCAUUGUACCGACAUCUAUCUGUUAUUGCAUCCUCAGAGAAAUGGAGAGAGACUACAAACCACAAAAGCAAAAGAAACAGUGAUUUAACACAGUUGAAUGCUGUAUGUUUUUAUACGUUUUUAUUUUCUAACU
Halichondria panicea is the source of this 1027-nucleotide messenger RNA. RefSeq lists its product as uncharacterized. Gene Ontology annotation, biological process: cholesterol biosynthetic process. The transcript is spliced from 4 exons. NCBI's taxonomy places the organism in Eukaryota, Metazoa, Porifera, Demospongiae, Suberitida, Halichondriidae. The coding region runs from base 315 to 977 and encodes 220 amino acids. Gene Ontology annotation, cellular component: membrane; endoplasmic reticulum. The record is from RefSeq and is a predicted model, not a curated record. Gene Ontology annotation, molecular function: cholestenol delta-isomerase activity; steroid Delta-isomerase activity; C-8 sterol isomerase activity.